AUGGCAACCUCUCAACCUGGUCUCAAUGGUCAACAAGAUCUUAAAGAUCACACUCCCGAUCACGGACUCUCCUCAUUAUCACUUUCUUCCCAAACCAUCCACGCAGAUGAUUUCCUCAACAAAGGUCCAGAUGUCGCACCACCUCUCCACGUAUCGACUACUUUCCGCUACAGCAAUAACCCAGAUGAUCUCGUUGCAUUGAGUGAUCUGGAUCCACAUGCACCUCAGGACAGCCAUGUCUAUUCCAGACAUACUGCACCAAAUACCACACGCUUCGAAGCAAUCCUCAGCAGUAUCUUCAAAGGCCCCACUCUAACCUACGCAUCUGGUCUUUCCGCCUUCCACGCACUCUUAGUUUACCUCAACCCAAAACGCAUUUCUAUUGGUGAAGGAUAUCAUGGCUGUCAUGGCGUCAUUGAUAUCCACAAAAAGCUCACCGGACUCCAAAAAAUCCCAUUGGAUUGCCCUGCCGAGGAUCUGCAACCAGGCGACAUCAUCCACGUGGAAACACCAUUGAAUCCCCAAGGAACCGCCUAUAACCUCGCUGCUUUUGCCGAAAAGGCUCAUUCGCGCGGUGCUUUUUUGACAGUUGAUGCUACAUUUGGUCCGCCGCCACUUCAAGAUCCUUUUCUCUGGGGCGCGGAUAUCAUCAUGCAUAGCGGCACCAAAUAUGUAGGCGGACAUUCCGAUAUGCUAUGUGGUAUUCUCGCCGUGAACCCCAAACAUAUUGAAAAAGGUUGGUUUCAUGCUUUAGAAGAAGAGCGGUCUAUCCUAGGGAAUGUGAUGGGAUCCAUGGAAGGAUGGCUUGGGAUCCGCAGCGUUCGAACUUUAGAAAUCCGCGUCAAGCAACAAUCGGCUUCGGCGCAAAAGAUUGUUUCUUGGUUAGACGAUGCUUUGAAAUCUAAUGAUGCGGAAACAGAGGUGGUGAGGAAAAUCGUGCUUAAGAUUGUGCAUGCGAGUUUGCAAGAAGAGGAUAUUAAGGAUGGGUGGUUAUUGAAGCAGAUGCCAAAUGGGUUUGGUCCUGUGUUUUCUAUCAUUUUGAAAGAAGAGGCGUUUGCGAAGAAAUUGCCAAGUAAGCUGGAAUUAUUUCAUCAUGCGACAAGUUUGGGUGGUGUGGAGAGUUUGAUUGAGUGGAGGGCAAUGUCGGAUGCGACUAUUGAUCGGAAAUUGUUGCGAGUCAGUGUGGGAAUUGAGGGAUGGGAAGAUUUAAGAGAUGAUUUGUUGCAAGCCUUCAAGGCAUUGGCAGACGAAAAAUAG
Molecule: messenger RNA, 1257 nt
Organism: Sclerotinia sclerotiorum 1980 UF-70
Lineage: Eukaryota; Fungi; Ascomycota; Leotiomycetes; Helotiales; Sclerotiniaceae
Exons: 2
Coding region: 1-1257 (418 amino acids)
Biological process (GO): transsulfuration
Cellular component (GO): cytoplasm
Molecular function (GO): carbon-sulfur lyase activity; pyridoxal phosphate binding
Source: RefSeq, a predicted model, not a curated record